AUGGCCACAAGCCGAAGUAGCGAAGAAGCCUGGCUGCCCAGUCUUCUGUCCACACAGCAGACCACCCUCCUGCUCCUCUUCUCCGUGCUAGCCGUGGUCCACUUGGGCCAGUGGCUCCUACGGCGUUUCCGUCGAACCCCAUGGGCCAGCUGCCGCCCCCCUGGUCCAUUCCAGUGGCCCCUGAUCGGAAACGCGGUUGAGGUGGGUAGCAUCCCUCAUCUAUACUUCACUCGCUUGGCCCGCCGCUACGGUGACGUUUUCCAGAUCCGUUUGGGCAACUGCCCGGUAGUGGUGCUGAAUGGCGAGCGCGCCAUACGCCAGGCCUUGCUACAACAGGGAUCUGCCUUCGCUAGCCGCCCACCGUUCGCCUCCUUCCAGGUGGUGUCCAAUGGUCGCAGCCUGGCUUUCAGCAAAUAUUCGGAGCUCUGGAAGGUGCAGCGGCGGUUGGCGCACGGCACAGUGCGCGCUUUCUCCACCGGACAAGUCCGCAGCCGCCGGGUCUUGGAGCAGCACGUGCUGAGCGAGACCCGGGAGCUGGUGGAGUUGCUGGUGCAAGGCAGCGCCGGGGGUGCCUUCCUGAAUCCCGGGCCCCUCACCGUGGUGGCUGUGGCCAACGUGAUGAGUGCUGUGUGCUUCGGCUGCCGCUACAGCCACAGCGACGAAGAGUUCCGUGGGCUGCUGAGCCACAAUGAGCGCUUCGGGAGCACGGUGGGGGCUGGCAGCCUGGUGGAUGUGCUGCCCUGGCUUCAGCGCUUCCCUAACCCCGUGCGCACCGCUUACCGCGACUUCCAGAAGCUUAACCAUGACUUCUACAGCUUCGUUCUGGACAAGUUCCUGAAGCAUAAGAGCAGCCUGCAGCCUGGAGCCCCACCCCGGGACAUGAUGGACGCCUUCAUCCACACAGUGGGGAAGGAAGAGGAGAGCCCUGGAGAAGUAAAGCCUGGGCUGCGCCUGGACACAGAAUACGUGCCAGCCACAGUUACGGAUAUUUUCGGGGCCAGUCAGGACACGCUUUCCACUGCACUACAGUGGCUUCUCAUCUUAUUCAUAAGAUAUCCUAAAGUGCAGGCCCAGGUACAGGAAGAAUUGGAUAGAGUGGUGGGCCGUGAUCGAUUGCCCUCCUUGGAUGAUCAGCCUCAUCUUCCUUAUGUCAUGGCUUUUCUGUAUGAAGCCAUGCGCUUCAGUAGCUUUGUGCCCGUUACCAUCCCACACGCCACCACCACUGACACCUCAGUCAUGGGCUAUCAUAUUCCCAAAGAUACUGUGGUAUUUAUCAACCAAUGGUCAGUUAAUCAUGACCCAGAGAAGUGGCAGAACCCAGAAGACUUCAAUCCUGCCCGAUUCCUGGACAAGAAAGGAUUCAUUGACAAAGACUUGGCUAGUGGGGUCAUGAUUUUCUCCAUCGGCAAACGUAGGUGUAUUGGGGAAGAGCUGUCCAAAAUACAGCUGUUUCUCUUCAUUGCCAUUCUAGCACACCAGUGCAAUUUCCUUGCCAAUCCAGAUGAGGACCCAGAAAUGAGUUUUAGUUAUGGGCUAACCAUUAAACCACAGUCAUUCACAAUUAAUGUCACAUUGAGAGAAUCUAUGGAGCUACUUGAUAGUGCCGUUCAAAGACUACAAGAGGAAAACAACCAGUGAGUAGCUAGCAGAAGGGUGAUGAACUCAAAGUUGAAAAAACAAAUGAGUCUAACAGUCUCUGUUAGUCUCUUUCUGCCAUCACCAUGUGCUCCUGUGAACCUUUUUGAUGGGAAGCCACCAACAAGUAUUUCUUCAGUGCCUGAAAUGUGGUUCACCAUAGAAGUGGAUUCUGGUGAGCCAAUGUAUUUGACAGAGUAGCUCGUGAAACUACAAGUUACUUGCAAGAUUUUAUGGUUAGAGAAUAAAGGGGAUGGAAAAGCUUUUAGAAAUAUAUUAUAGCCUCACUAUAACAUUGUUCUUGGGGACUAUUUGAUGAAACCUUUUAUAAUAAAAAAUAAAAAAAAAACCCAAACCUCCUUUUGGUAUUAGUAAUGUUAUACACCUUGGGUAGGUUCCCAAGAGGCAUCUGCUCGGAAUUCUGUUGUGGAGCAAACAACAAUACAGCAGAGUCCUGGGGUAUAUUAUUGAACAUUCAAAACCAAAUAUAGAAGUUUGAAGGUAAAAGAAGAGAAUGAGGCCAAAAAGGAGACUGUUCAUUUACUCUUCAUCUCAAAGAAGGCAUUAAAGAUUUCUGUCUAAAU
Molecule: messenger RNA, 2219 nt
Organism: Gracilinanus agilis (Agile Gracile Mouse Opossum)
Lineage: Eukaryota; Metazoa; Chordata; Mammalia; Didelphimorphia; Didelphidae
Product: cytochrome P450 1B1
Exons: 2
Coding region: 1-1638 (545 amino acids)
Molecular function (GO): monooxygenase activity; heme binding; iron ion binding
Source: RefSeq, a predicted model, not a curated record